CACAUCCACCUUCCAUACAAAUUGAAACCAUAAUCAUGAGGGAAACAUUCCAUGCUAUGCUUGUUCUAGUGGCUGUAUUGUUCUUUGGAGCUGCAGAGUUUUGUUCCGGUCGGAACACAAGCUUAAGCUGUAUAGAGGGGGAGAGAGAAGCCCUCUUGAAGUUCAAACUUUGUUUCAAUGAUUUAUCUGAUAUUUUGUCUUCUUGGAAAGGCAAUGACUGUUGUGAAUGGAGAGGAGUAGGCUGUGAUAAAAAUAGCGGACAUGUUGUCUCACUUCAACUCAGGGGAUCCAGAUCUAAUCGAUCUCAGUUGCACUUGAUUGAUGAUGUAGAGGAGGUUGUUUCAGGUUUGCUCAAGCUGAGAUGCUUGGAAUACUUGGACUUGAGCGGAAAUAACCUCAACAGCAGUGUUAUUCCGCCCUUCUUUGGUUUGAUGAAGCAGCUAAGCUACCUAAAUCUCUCUUCUGUGAACUUCAAAGGAAGAAUUCCUAAUGAACUCGGAAAUCUUACGAGGCUUCGUGUACUUGAUCUUUCCGACAAAUUUUAUAGGAGAUUGAAGGUUGAUGAUGUUCAGUGGAUUUCUCAUCUCUCCUCUUUGCAACAACUUGAUAUGAGUGGAGUAAAUCUAAGCCAUGCCUCAUCAAACUUGUUCCAGAGUAAAUCUAAGCCAUGCCUCAUCAAACUUGUUCUAGGUACUUGGCAUGCUUCCUUCACUAACAUGGUUAAGUCUGUUAAGCUUGGGAGCAUUCCAGAUAGCAUCGGAAAACUUUCUAAGUUAGAGAGUAUAGAUCUCUCUAACAAUCAACUGAGUGGGAGUAUUCCAGAUAGCAUCAAGCAACUUUCUAAGUUAAAGAGCAUAGAUCUCUUUAGCAAUCAACUGAGUGGGAGUAUUCCAAAUAGCAUCAAGCAAAUUUCUAAGUUAAAGAGCAUAGAUCUCUCUGACAAUCAAUUGAGUGGGAGUAUUCCAGAUAGCAUCAGGCAACUUUCUAAGUUAGAGAGCAUAGAUCUCUCUCGCAAUCAACUUAGUGGGAGUAUUCCAGAUAGCAUUUGGCAGCUUUUUAAGUUAGAGAGCAUAAAUCUUGCUGGCAAUCAAUUGAGUGGGAGUAUUGCAGAUAGCAUCAUGCAGCUUUCUAAGUUAGAGCGGUUACUACUUCCCGGCAAUCAAUUGAAUGGGAGUAUUCCAUACAGCAUUGGGCAGCUUUCCAAGUUAAAGUGUUUAUAUCUUGUUGGAAAUCAAUUGAGUGGGAGUAUUCCAGAUAGCAUUGGACAACUUUCUAAGUUACAGAAGCUAUCUCUUGAUAGCAAUCAAUUGAGUGGGAGUAUUCCAGAUAGCAUUGGGCAGCUUUCAAAGUUAAUGUCUUUAUCUCUUUCUAGCAAUCAAUUAAGUGGGAGGAUUCCAUAUAGCAUUGGGAAGCUUUCUAAGUUAAAGUGGUUAGAUCUUUCUAAAAAUCAGUUGAGUGGGAGUAUUCCAGAUAGCAUUGGGCAACUAUCUAAGUUAAAGAGGAUAUUUCUUUCAAGCAAUCAAUUGAGUGGGGGUCUUCCAUAUAGCAUCAGGCAGCUUUCCAAGUUAAAGACUAUAUAUCUUUCUAGCAAUCGAUUGAGUGGGAGUAUUCCAGAUAAUAUCGGGCAACUAGCUGAGUUAGAGAGCAUAGAUCUUUCUAGUAAUCAAUUGGGAAUAGGAUUUCCCAAAUGGCUUUUAUUGCAAAAUACAACAACCAUGGUUGAUCUCUCUAAUGCUAGCAUCUCAGAUAACAAUUUGACAGGAAGGAUUCCUCCUUGUUUUGGAAAGUUUCCAAUUAUGGUGAAUGCAACACAAUUGUUGAAACGCAUUACUGAUGGUUAUUGGUCUUGGGUGCAUUUGAAGGAAGUUGUGAAAGGGAGAUACCUUGAGUAUACAAGAAAAACCCUGGGACUCCAGAGCAAUAUAGAUCUUUCGAGUAACAAUCUAAUAGGAUCUAUACCAGAGGAGCUAAUUUUCCUUAAGGAUUUACACAUUUUGAAUCUAUCUUGGAAUCAUCUCUCAGGAAAGAUUCCUGAGAAAAUUGGACAAAUGGAGAAUUUGGAAUCUCUUGAUUUCUCCAAAAAUGGCCUCUCAGGAACAAUCCCAAAGAGUAUGUCAAGUUUAACCAAGUUAAGCCACCUCAACUUGUCCUACAACAACUUGUCAGGGCCAAUUCCAACGGGUUAUCAGCUCCAAACACUCGAAGAUCCAACCAUUUACAUUGGUAAUCCUCAACUUUGUGGAGCUCCACUCCUGAAGAAAUGCUCAAAUGAUGUGCUACCUCCACCAACUGACAACUUCAAGGACAAUGAUGAAGGUGCACUUACAAGAAUGUGGUUUUACAUCAUCGUGAUGUUAGGCUUUGCAACUGGAUUUUGGGGAGUCGUGGGAAUUUUGAUUUUUGUAAAAACUUGGAGAUAUGCUUAUUUUCGAUGGGUGGAUGAUAUCGGACAUUGGAUCCUUGUGGUUAUAACAUUGAAGGUGGUAAGAUUUAAGAAGAUGUUCAAUGGCAACCCAAAUGAUCAAUGAGUAAUAUAUGAAGUAUGUUGUUGUUGCUACAUUUAUUACUAAACUAGUUUCAUAACCCAGCAUUGCAGGGUAUGGUGUCAAGUCCAACUUUGAAUGGCCAAACAUUGCAUCGGCUAAUUUUAAAUGAACACAUAAGUAUUGGGGUGUGUAAAGUUUUCAAUAAUAUAACAUAUGCUAUAGU
Messenger RNA from Rubroshorea leprosula, 2709 nucleotides. NCBI's taxonomy places the organism in Eukaryota, Viridiplantae, Streptophyta, Magnoliopsida, Malvales, Dipterocarpaceae. The record is from the annotation of a GenBank genome assembly.